Messenger RNA from Melampsora larici-populina 98AG31, 327 nucleotides. RefSeq lists its product as uncharacterized. Bases 1 to 327 code for a protein of 108 amino acids. The transcript has a single exon. The record is from RefSeq and is a predicted model, not a curated record. NCBI's taxonomy places the organism in Eukaryota, Fungi, Basidiomycota, Pucciniomycetes, Pucciniales, Melampsoraceae.
AUGAUUACAUUGAAAAGAAAACCCAAGAACAAAUCAAGUAAAAAACAUAAAUCGAAAUCAACUCAACCACACGCAGCAUCACCUGUAAACACUCAAGAACACAUCCAAAAUCAAGGAACUUCGACUCAAGUGGAGUCUCAACCUAUCUCUCGAUCUCAGACCCUUUCUGAUCAAAGUCAAUCACAGAAUGGUGGAUCAUCGAAGAGAAAUAAAUCAAAGAAACCGAAGAAACCAGCUAAGAAGGGUUGCCGGGAUGAUGAUGAAUCCUCCGAGUACGAGACAGCAUCGGAGACUGAGCCAGAUGAAUCUGAGUCAGAGUCGGACUGA